Messenger RNA from Drosophila serrata, 863 nucleotides. Its product is annotated as histone H1-like. Gene Ontology annotation, biological process: nucleosome assembly. Gene Ontology annotation, cellular component: nucleosome. The record is from RefSeq and is a predicted model, not a curated record. NCBI's taxonomy places the organism in Eukaryota, Metazoa, Arthropoda, Insecta, Diptera, Drosophilidae. Gene Ontology annotation, molecular function: structural constituent of chromatin; DNA binding.
UUCGUUAGUUUUCGAAAAGAAAUAGUGAAGCAAAAUGUCGGACUCUGCAGUGGCAACAUCCGCGUCCCCAGUGGCUGCCCCACCAGCGCCAGUUGAGAAGAAGGUGGCCGCCAAAAAGGCAUCUGGAUCAGGAGCUACAAAGGCAAAGAAGGCUGCAGUCCCGCCAUCACAUCCGCCAACUCAGCAAAUGGUGGACGCUUCCAUCAAGAACUUGAAGGAACGUGGGGGCUCAUCGCUUCUGGCAAUCAAGAAAUAUAUCACUGCCACCUACAAAUGCGACGCCCAAAAACUGGCUCCAUUCAUCAAGAAGUACUUGAAGUCUGCAGUGGCCAAUGGAAAGCUGAUCCAAACAAAGGGAAAGGGUGCUUCUGGUUCCUUCAAACUGUCAGCCUCUGCCAAAAAGGAGCCCAAGCCAAAGGUUGCGGCUGCUGAGAAGAAGGUCAAAACCAAGAAGGUAGUCACCAAGAAAGCCGGGGCCACCGCAAAGAAAGCUGCCGGUGCUGCUGACAAGAAACCCAAGGCUAAGAAGGCCGUUGCCACCAAGAAGACUGCCGAGAAGAAGAAAACUGAGAAGGCAAAGGCCAAGGAUGCUAAGAAAACUGGAGUUGUAAAGGCAAAGCCAGCAGCAGCGAAAGCUAAGCCGGCCGCCGCAAAGCCAAAGGCAGCCAAGGCACCAAAGGCCAAGGCAGCAGCGUCCGCCAAGCCCAAGAAGGCAGUAAAGAAAGCAACUGCUCCAGCUACCGCUAAGAAGCCGAAGGCCAAGACUACGGCGUCCAAGAAGUAAAUUAAGAUAAUCUCUAUUAUCGCAAUUUUAGAUUUCGAAUUCUGAAAUUUGAAAUUAAUUUAAACAAGCCCUUUUCAGG